AUGCGGAACACGUUGCGGGUCAGUUCUAACAGUGCGAUAAAUUGCUGGCACCCUCAGCAGACCAGCACCAUGAGAUCUGAGGGAGCGAUCUGACAGGCGGGAAGGUGCUAGCCCAUUCAGAGCUUUAAAAACAAGUAAAAGAAUUUUAAAAUCUAUCCUCAACAAUACUGGGAGCCAGCGCAAAGAGGCUAACACAGGAGUAAUGUGACCUCUUUUACUGGUUUUGGUUAGAAUUCUUGCUGCUGAGUUUUGGAUGAGUUGCAGCCGAUCAAUAGUUUUUUUUGGCAGUAUAAAGUGCGUUGGAACAAUCUAAGCGUGGGAGUACAAAGGCAUGAGACAGUUUUUUUUAGCAUCCUCUAGAAAGAGGCAGGUUCUGACUCUUGCGUAACGUUGAUGAUUCUCAAAAUUGAGGACAGGAUCAAAGAUCACACCCAGGACUUUCACCUUUGGUUUUAUCUGUUAAGCCAGAUUUAUAAGUCUGUCAGCGAUUUCACCACUUUGAGAGUCUGUGCCAACGAUAAGGACUUCAGUUAUGUCUUCGUUCAAUGUGAGAAAGUUGCCAUUCAUCCACCGCACAAUACUGGAGAAGCAGUUUAGCAGAGGACGUAGGGCAUCCUAAUUGUCCGGUGUGACAGAUAAAUACAUCUGGGUUUAUGGACACGUCUUGGACAUGAUGUAAAAAAAAAAAAAUCUAAAAUAUAAACAUAACUUGACUUUUACCAGUCCUAAAAUGUAUUUUUCAUUAGGCCUAUUACAACUUGACAGCUGUGGGGAAAAUUUGUAAUAUUUUUAAAAUACAUUUAACAUUUCCCAGGAAUUUGAGUCUGGACAGAAGAGAAUCCGUUACUAGGCGAUAUAUUAUGUUGAAGAAACUGUAGCACUGGGGCGGCCAUGUUGGAUCUGACAGGCAGUGCUCUUCUGUGGCUCCGCCGUUCCGACCGUUGAGCCGUAAUGGCGACAGCGUCAUAGUGGCGCAGCACAAUCUGUUAAGACUGUACCGUAGACGCCACCACGGCUUUCCUGUUUAAAAACCCACUGGUGUGCACAAGCUAGUAAGUCUAUGCUGACAAACCGUCAGAUGGUUAUUCUACAAAAAUGGACAGUUGUCAGCUUUUGAACUGGCAUGAUCGGAGGACAGACGAGCAAGUCGGGCACAGCAAACAGAUUCCAACAGUUUCAGCAAGAGGAAGGUGGUCCUUAGCUAUGUUUAACCAGGGUUCCCCCCAUUGUGGAGUGGAAUGUACUUUAUCUGGAAGAACAAGUCUGUCUAGCUGGAUCCAAGUCCAAAUGCUGUGCCGAGACACCUCAUACAAACCUUUUCACUGGAGGGGCAGUAACACAUGGAGGGACUAAUCUGCCUGGAUUCAUAAUGGGUAGAACGUUUCCGCCCAAGUAUUACUACAUGAACCUUAUUUAUAGCAAUGCUGAUAUGUAGUGAAUCAUCUCAUAGCAUGUAGUAAUAACUGGCAAGUAAAAUGCCUCCAUCUGACAUUUCUACCAUAGAGUUUAGAUUUAGAUAAGUCUGGAUUUUAAAGUUAACCAUUAAUGAUUUUACUAGAUUUAAUGUAAUAUCUAUAACUGUCACUUACUAUACAAUGUGAAUUAUUAAGAUAGACCUUAAAAUUUUAGACACAAUGUGAUUCAUAGACUGGUAAAAAUCAAACCAGUGACUCUAUUAUAUAAAGGUUACAUACAGAACGAAGACUGUAAAACCAUCUUAGCCUGGUUCCUUCUCUCAAAUAAUGAGGCUACUGAAACGAGGACGGUGGCAACUAUUGCUGAAGCUCACUGUUGUCCUGGGAUCACUAUGGAUAUUGUCCCUACUCAGUGGCUCGAAGACAGGCUGGGAUCCUGUUUACACUCUCAGGUACAACUGGUUGGACUAUACAGAUGCUGACGGUGGCCCAGAGAAAGUUUGCAACUGUUCAGCAAUCCUGGAGGGAGACAGGGAGGCACUGGACCAGGCCAAAUUACUGACCAUCACCAAAGACUUCCGCAAGAGUGUCCAGAUCCCCGAUAAGUAUUAUAUCAAUGCAACCAAAGACUGCAGGAAAUUCAAGUUAAGCAGGAAAUACUUAACAUUCCCAUUAAGCCAGGAAGAAGAGGACUUCCCCCUGGCUUACUCUAUGGUUGUCCAUCAUAAGGUGCAGAAUUUUGAGCGUCUGCUGCGAGCCAUCUACGCACCCCAAAAUAUUUAUUGUGUCCAUGUUGACAAAAAAUCUGAGGCCUCAGUCAUCUCUGCCAUCAAGGCCAUCACUGCUUGUUUCCCAAAUGUCUUCAUAGCCAGCAAGACUGUGAGUGUGGUCUAUGCUGCCUGGCCACGAGUCCAGGCUGACCUCAACUGUAUGGCUGAUCUCUAUAAUGCCAGCACAAAAUGGAAAUACUUCAUCAACCUUUGUGGCCAGGAUUUUCCUCUGAAAACCAACUUGGAGAUCGUACGGAUGUUAGGUUCAUUGAAGGGCGGCAACAGCUUGGAGUCAGACAAAAUGGUUGAGGGAAAGAAGUGGAGGGUGACACUUUCUCACCAGAUAGUUGAUGGGAAAAUCCAGGCGUCAGGAAAGGCAAAGGACCCACCUCCUUUCAAAGUGCCUAUUCUGUCUGGAAAUGCCUACAUUGUGGUUAGCCGAGGAUACAUCCGCAGUGUGUUGGAGGACAACCGAGUACUGGCACUGAUUGAGUGGGCCAAAGACACCUACAGUCCUGAUGAGUUUCUCUGGGCAACCAUUCAACGAAUGCCUGGUGUUCCUGGCUCAACGUGGCCCAACAGCAAAUAUGACAUGACAGACAUCAAUGCAGUUGCACGGCUGGUGAAGUGGCAGUGGCACGAGGGGUCACAGGAUUCACUGGACGCGGUGUACCCAGAGUGUCAAGGCAACCAUGUCCGGUCAAUAUGUGUGUAUGGUGCCGGAGACCUGCAGUGGAUGCUUAAGCAGCAUCACCUCUUUGCCAAUAAGUUUGAUAUAGACACAGAUCCCAUUGCUGUCCACUGUUUAGAGAAGUAUCUGAGACAAAAGGCUCUGGCUGGGUUACAUUAGGGGUACUGGAGAUUUAUCUGGCAACCAAGAAUUUGAGAAUGUCUGAAUUGCUAUCUUUACAAGCUAUUUUAAUGAGCUGUUGUUACAGCUCAUUAAAAUAAAACAUUUUUAAGGUAUAUUUGAAAUUAUUUGUAUUUGUAGAUUAAUAACUGAGAAACAUAAACACAAUAAGAUAAUUAAAAAUCAGUUGAAUUACUGGCAAUACUUUAUUCAGUCCCACUGCUGCUAAUCUGGCAGUCUAUCAAUAGUUCAAUUAAUCUACUCAAAAGUCCAUAUGAAAAAAGGUAUUUUGAGCAUUUCAUGUGGAAGUGGCAUCAUAUCAGAGUGAAUUACACAGUUUUACUGCCAGUGUUCUGGGUGAGAAUAUAUUACUUCCAAUGUGCAAAACUGCAGAACCUGCCUGAAAACUAGUAAGACAAUGACAUUACACAUAAACCAUACCUACACAGGAAUUCAAAACAGGUUUCAAAACAGCAAUGUUAAUGUUCUGGAAGGACCAGAAUAACUCCUCAAUACAGCCUCCAUACAACUCGACAGAGCUUUAGCAGCUGAGCAAAAAAGAACAGGAAAAACAAGCAGCAUCCAAAAGCGUCCAAAUAUUUGCUGCAAAAGAACUUAAAGCAACUCUUACUGUAUAUGAUAAAUGUGUAUUUACUUUGGUAUUAACAAAUGUUUUUUUCUACUGAUGAUUAAUGACUCCUCUGUGAUUGUAUAUUAGUGUGCAGGGAACUUUUGAUGCAAUGAGUGAUUUGUGAUGAUUUUUUAUGUAAAAAGACAAUUGUUGAAGAGGAGCAUAUAUUUUAUAUUUAUUUACAACAAAUGAAGUCACAAACAAAUGUAUACGGUAACACUUUAUAAUAACGAUCAGUAGUAAGACAUUAGUAGUAAGUUAGGAGCAAGUAGGUAGUUAGUAGUAAGUUAUUUCACAAAUAUGUUGUUAGUCAUCUAAAAAUCAUCCAUUGAUUAUGAAAUAUGCAUGAAUAAAUCUUUAGUAGAUUAUUAA
Messenger RNA from Thunnus maccoyii (southern bluefin tuna), 4038 nucleotides. Its product is annotated as beta-1,3-galactosyl-O-glycosyl-glycoprotein beta-1,6-N-acetylglucosaminyltransferase-like. Gene Ontology annotation, cellular component: membrane. NCBI's taxonomy places the organism in Eukaryota, Metazoa, Chordata, Actinopteri, Scombriformes, Scombridae. Gene Ontology annotation, molecular function: beta-1,3-galactosyl-O-glycosyl-glycoprotein beta-1,6-N-acetylglucosaminyltransferase activity. Bases 1743 to 3035 code for a protein of 430 amino acids. The transcript has 6 exons. The record is from RefSeq and is a predicted model, not a curated record.